UCCGCCUCGCUCGCGCUCAGUUUGUAUUCGGUGUCCAGCUCGAUUACCGUUCGGGCGGCGAGGCGAGAAGUACGGCGUUUCACGGUGUGACGCGGAUACGCCACCGCCGCGCGUGCCUCCGAUCCCUUUCGUCGCGAUCCAAGUCGCCCGGGUGUUCCUUCGGAGAUUGCACGCGUCUCUUCCCCCGACCGCCCCUCCUCCCCCCCCUGCGCGCGUGUUGCCAUCGAUCGCGCGAUCUUCGCCGUAGGAUCCGCGACGACCGCCGGCGAGUUUCGGUCCGAGGGGCGAGUGGUGCGCAUUGUGCCGUUGGUUGUCAAGUGGUUUAAACGGGAGGCAAAGGAGGAAACGAAGCGAGCGGAACGACUCGGGGGGGAAAAGAUGCUGCCGCCGCGAAUACUCGGCCUCCUGGUGCUUCUUCUCGCCGUGCAAGGCCUGUGCAAGCCGACUAAGAGUAUAGAGGAACAGGAUUACGAGGAUGAUACUCCUGUCGACGAAGAGGAUGAGGACGACGAGGACGAAGAGACUGACAAUACCGGUACCGCCGAGGCGCCUCCGCAAAUCUUAUCACAGCCAAUGAGCAUUCAAGUAGAAGCAGGAAGCACCGUCAAACUGCCUUGUCAAGUGAUCCACACAGAAAAUUACGUGGUCGCGUGGCUGAAGGACGACAAGUAUCUGUACGUCGAGACGCAGCCGCACACGGAAAACAAGAGGAUUGUACGAUUGCCGAAUAACACCCUGGUGAUCUACAACGCGUCGGUCGAGGACACCUCCGACGAGUACAAAUGCAGCAUCCUGCGAAAGCCCGACACCAUAGAUUUGAACUAUCGUCUGCGGGUUUACGAAAGGCCGUACCAAGAAUCUGCGACCCCGCCGCCCCAGCACUCGCACAAGGGGAUCAUACGCGUGAUACCCUCGAAGAAAGUCGACGUGGCCCUGGGCCAUGAUCUCAGGCUCGCUUGCGAGACUGACAUACAGCCACCGCCCGAGAUCAAGUGGUUCAUCGAGAAUAAGAAGGUGGACGGUUACGAUCCCGACGUGAGCCUGGACGGAAACUCCAUCAGGAUAAACCACGUGAACGAGACUCACAGCGGCCUGUACCAGUGCCUCGCCGAGGAUGGUUCGAAAACACCGGCGAUGGAGGCAAUCACUGUCUUCGUGCACUACAAACCUAGGAUCAAGGUGGAGAAAAACGUAGCCUACAGCGGCACGGGUAUGGAAUCGGAACUGGCGUGUAUCGUGAGCGCCUAUCCCGCGGCACGCGUAAGCUGGUAUAAAGGCGACAAGCAAAUUCCGAACAAGAAAGGUACGAUGCAUACCGAGAUACCAAUGAAGGGCAACAAGACCAAGCACAUUUUGAAGAUCUUCCAUACUUCGACACGGGACUUUGGCGACUACAGGUGUAAGGCGGAGAAUAAUCUCGGUUACGAUAUUAAAUCUGUUCUCUUAACAGGAGUGCCCUCGCCAGCGUCGGUAUAUGGCGCUGAAAUGAUCGAUGAUGGAAUUAUUCUAAAGUGGCGACUGGAGAGUUAUUCGCCGAUCAAUGAGUACAAGUUACAGUAUCGUCGCAAAGGCGAUCCGAAAUGGAACUUUGUCGAUCUUGAAGUUAAAGACGGCAAGGGAAGUCAAUUUGUCAUAGAGUCUCCGAUUCGAGAACUUCAGCGUGGGUCCUACGAGGCAAUCCUAACGGCCAGAAAUGCCAUCGGAUGGUCUCUAGACUCAUCGCCGCAUACAUUUUCUAGUGAUUAUCCACCUGACUUGGCACUAAAGGAAGGAAAUUCGGCAACUAUUCGAUCUUCCGGAAUUCUUCUAACGUUGAUCCUAGUCCUUUUAUCUUGUGCCUUCACAAGUCUGUAACUCUUUACUUAAAUUUAAAGUACGUAGAUAAAUUGCUGCAGCCAAAGCAACACCUGCAAACGUUAUGGUGGAUUUAUUAGUGUAGGAACACUUAGGGGAGACACAGCUCACGCAUAUAUUCUCGAUGCAAAUUCCCCCUCACCUUCUUACCGGGAUAUAUUUUACGUAUUGUACAUGUAAUAAAAUCUUUUCAAGUCUAGCGUUAUAGAAGGCACAUUAAUAUACAAUAUAUUCUAUGUAGGGAAUAUUCCGUGAUGAAUAUUGGCAUACAACUCGCCUAGGUGUUCCAUUAAGACGCAUUGUAAAUGAAAAAGAUGAGCAUUUUAAUUGUACUCCGUAAAAUCACGAGUAAUUAUUAAGGGAUAUUGUACUUUAAAAUAUCUACAUAAUUUAUAUAUCUUUAUCAUACACACAUAUACAUGCACAUAUACGUACGUAUGUACGUACAUGUAUACGUGUGUACGUGUACACAUAAUAUAGUAUUCACUAUACAUGCGUAAGCUCACAGAGACACACAAUCAUAUUAUUAUAAUUUAUUUUUGUAUGCUUAAGAUUAUUAGAAACGUGUUCAAAGAAGUCGCUUGGUGCCAUGUACACGGGUCUACUACUUCCGAAAAAUCAUGUAUAGAAUCUGAUCUGUUGUCCACAGUGCACACGUGGAAAGAGCAUGUACCUAAAAUAAUGUAGUAGGAAGAGAAAGUAAAUAUUGUAGAAACGUACGCUGUUGCGAUAUAAUAUAACGUGUAUAACCGAGUCGACGAGAGGCACAAAGUUGGAAGCACUCAUACUGCAAUUGUCACACAAGAAUUAUUCAUUAACAUUACGUCCACGUUCCCGUAUGUUUGCUCCCAAUGAAAGUGAAUCUUUCUUUCUUUCUUUCUUUUUUAUUUACUCCUACGUUUCUCGAAUAUGUAUAAUGUGACGCGCGAGUAAUGAAUGUGAUUGGAGCGAGUAUGCGAAAGAGUGACGUUCUAUAGUGUUUUCCACAAUAAUUGCUAGCUUUUAGUGCCGAUAUGUUGUUAUAUUGAUUUAUAAUUAAUGUUAUAUGCAGUACUAUAAGUAACCAUAAUUAUAUGAGAAACUGCCCAAUUCAAAACGGUGUGCUUGUCGCAAAUGUUACAACGUAAUAAUGCAUAAAACAGCCAUAUCUCUUCUAAAGUAUUCGGGACAUUAUUUACGCAACAAUAAGCCUAUGUAUAAUUUUACUAUCCUUAAAGACAAAACAUCCUGUUUUUUAAAUAAUCGUAAAUGUGUACGUAAUUAUAUAUUAUUGCAUGGUUACUAUAAACAUUCGAUUAUUUUGUUUCAUCGCCUUAUAGACUAUUGCAAUAGCGAUAAAAUUUUUAAUCACGUUUUUAUAAAAGAUAUAAACAGGAUUAUUAGGAAUCGCUAUCAAAGCACGAUUUCAUAUUGUACUUAUUGUAUCACGUUUAUUUUGAAGAUUCUUUAUAUCCAUGAUUUUACAAAAUACGUAAGAUUUAUUUUUAGGAACGAAAAUGGCUAUGGGAAAGUUGCAACUAAAAAUGAACAUAGAAAAAUUACAUCUCUGUUCUCAGUCUGUUUGAUUAUUAAUUAUUGAAAGUUUUGUAAGUGUAAACAAUUUAACGAAAACGAAUUAUUUAUACAAAUUAAUUGACUUGAAAUUGUAAAAACGCAUGUAUUUUGUACCUUUUCAGUUUUCGAAGAAUUGUAUUAUAUAAUCCAAACGAA
Molecule: messenger RNA, 3564 nt
Organism: Vollenhovia emeryi
Lineage: Eukaryota; Metazoa; Arthropoda; Insecta; Hymenoptera; Formicidae
Product: lachesin-like
Exons: 10
Coding region: 379-1854 (491 amino acids)
Cellular component (GO): neuron projection
Molecular function (GO): protein binding
Source: RefSeq, a predicted model, not a curated record